Messenger RNA from Saccostrea cuccullata (small rock oyster), 9244 nucleotides. Its product is annotated as B-box type zinc finger protein ncl-1-like. The transcript is spliced from 2 exons. NCBI's taxonomy places the organism in Eukaryota, Metazoa, Mollusca, Bivalvia, Ostreida, Ostreidae. The record is from RefSeq and is a predicted model, not a curated record. The coding region runs from base 816 to 3116 and encodes 766 amino acids. Gene Ontology annotation, molecular function: ubiquitin protein ligase activity; zinc ion binding; protein binding.
UAAGAUAUCUAGCAUUAUAUGACAGAUGUUUUGCUAUGCACCACAGUGACCACAAUAUCAUUUCUACAUCACACUAUACUGAUGACAAAUUGUAGCAGAAAAUCAUAAGGAACCCAGUUUCUCUUUGUUCCCGAAUUUUGAAAUGCCUCACUGAACACCUGUAUCUAAACAAAGAAACAUCGGAUAAAAAACAAUUAUAUUCCGAGCAGUCUGCAGAAAAUCUAAAUCAAUAUUCCAAAAUAAAGUGAUGCAGGGUGUUUGAGGAAAACUGAUUUAUCCCAAAGACGAAUGCUUAAUUUAUGCAGGUACAACUGCUGAGUGACUGGUUAAAGUGAUUGUCAUUUAAAUUCUUCCCCAAUAAUAAUUCUGCAUCACAGCCUUUAUUGAGGAAUGAUCAAGCCUCUGCCUGCCUGCUAAGCACUUUGGAAAAAAUGUUUCACCAACAUAAUGAGUCAUGCUUUCCGUCUGGUGAUCAUUUUGAGUCAUAACCAGGUCUCUUGUUGGCUUGCCAUUCUCUCCAAGACUCGUGUGUCAUACCGGGAAAAAAAUUGUCAGACUGGGCAGUUUGGAAAAAAAUUGACUCGGGAGGAAUAUCUGCUUGUGCAGUUCUUUUUAUUUUUUGUUCCAAAGAAGUGGCUAAUGGUUUAUUCAGUGGAGCAUUGGGGGGAAUUAUUUACGCCUCAGUAAGACCCCAUUUUAGACACACCUGCUGUGGAUAAUACAUUUUCAGGCCAGAUUUAACUCUGUAGAGAUUUUGUGAUUGAAACCAAUAAUGGACUUCAUGGCUCUUCAGGUGCAAUUUGAAACAAGACAUCAUGUCAUCACCCACCCCAUCCCAGAGCGACACUGUCACCACGGCUUCUACGGCCUCCAACUCCUCCGACAGCGAGAUGGAAAAUGCCAACGGGCCUAAUACACGCUGUUCCAUUUGUCAAGAAACAUACACUAUACCCAAAGUCCUCAGCUGUUUUCAUACAUUUUGCCAACCCUGUCUCGAAAAACUUCAAGAAGUUGCAGACAAGAUAAGCUGCCCUGAGUGCCACCAAGACACAUUCCUUGGAGGUCAAGGCUUAACAGGUCUCCUGCCCGAUUACGCUGUAAGCAACCUACUGGAAACCAACGCAUUAGAUACAAGUGCCUUACACUGUACUGGCUGCAAAAGCAAAGAAACCAACGCUGUUGCAAGGUGCUUCGAUUGUGCAAACUUCUUGUGUGCCAACUGUGUCAUGGCCCACCAGUUUAUGCACUGCUUUGAGGGACAUAGGGUAGCUAGUCUGAGUGAAAUUCAAGGCAAUAAAGAUGAAAAUGGCAGUGGUAAGUCAGAGAAACCCAUCUACUGCCCCAGACACAAGACAGAUGUUCUAAAGUUCUUCUGCAAAACGUGUGUGCAGCCCAUCUGUAAAGAGUGCACAGUUUUUGACCAUGGAAGAGGCCAUGACUGCUCAUUCAUCAUGGACAUUGGAGAAAAGCAGAUGGAAGUCUUGCAGAGGAUGGAAGAGGAUGCGAAAAACAAAGUCAAUGAACUGCGUGUAGCAGCCAAAGGGAUAGAACACAUUUCUAGUCGUCUGCAGGUCCAGUACCACAAAGCUCAGAAUGAUAUCAAUGACACAUACAACUUCUACAGAGCAAUGCUGGAGGAGAGAAAACAAGAAUCUCUUAAGGAACUUGAUCAGGUUUUCAAUACAAAGCAAGUUGCCAUUAGUUCCUUAGCCCAGAAGAUCCAAGACAACAUUGAUCGUCUUUUCCAGGGAUGUGAUUUUGUUGACAAAGUUGUCAAAUAUGCAAGCAUCACUGAAGCUUUGAUGUUCAAGAAUUUGGUGGAACAACGAUUCCAAAAUAUGUUCAACUUUUGCCCAGAUAUCAACAACCAUAUGUAUUUUGAUAUCGAGUUUGUGUCCAACUUUCAAGCCAUCACCACUGGUGUACGCAACACUUUUGGAUACAUCCGUGAGGCUGAAGACAUCAUUCCUCCAGUGCAGAAACCACCUCCCAUUGCUCGACCAAAUGGUGUCAUAACCACUGCCACCACCUCCACAUCCUCUUCACCACCUCUAACCAACGGCCAUAUUUUUGAGACUCCAAUGCUGUCCAAAGAUUUCGGAGGCUCUCAGAAUAGCCUCAUAUUUCCACCUGCAGACACUAACAUGUAUGAGAAAUGGUCUAAUGGAAUGGACAUUUUUCAGAAUGGAAUUGAUGUGUUUUCCACCAGUGCUGAUCCACUUUUUGACAUAUCAAGCAAGCUGAACCUUACCAGUCUGUACCCACCCAAGUCACAACUGAAGCGGCAGAAGAUGAUCUACCACUGCAAAUUUGGAGAGUUUGGUGUCAUGGAAGGCCAGUUCACAGAGCCCAGUGGGGUAGCUGUUAAUGCACAGAAUGACAUCAUUGUUGCUGACACAAACAACCACAGAAUCCAGAUCUUUGACAAAGAAGGAAGAUUCAAGUUUCAGUUUGGAGAAUGUGGGAAGAGAGAUGGCCAGCUGCUUUAUCCAAACAGAGUUGCUGUUGUAAAAUCUUCAGGAGACAUCAUUGUCACUGAGAGAAGUCCAACUCACCAAAUACAGAUCUACAACCAGUAUGGACAGUUUGUCCGUAAAUUUGGUGCCAACAUACUCCAGCAUCCACGAGGGGUGACUGUAGACAACAAGGGAAGAAUUGUCAUUGUGGAAUGCAAAGUUAUGCGAGUCAUCAUCUUUGACCAGUUUGGAAAUGUCAUCCACAAGUUUGGCUGUUCCAAGCAUCUAGAAUUUCCAAAUGGAGUCGUGGUUAAUGAUAAGGAAGAAAUUUUCAUCAGCGAUAACCGAGCUCACUGUGUGAAAGUCUUCAACUACCAGGGUGUCUUUUUGAGGCAGAUUGGAGGAGAGGGCAUUACCAAUUAUCCAAUUGGAGUCGGCAUCAACAGCGCUGGUGAAAUCCUUGUUGCUGAUAACCACAACAAUUUCAACCUCACGAUUUUCACUCAAGACGGCCAGCUCAUCAAUGCCUUGGAGAGCAAGGUGAAGCACGCACAAUGUUUCGAUGUGUCCCUGAUGGAUGAUGGUUCCGUUGUCUUAGCAAGCAAGGACUAUCGUCUCUACAUUUACCGGUAUGCUCAGAUACCCGGCAUUCCUAUGUAAUAAGCAAGCAGGGACCUGCUGAAUCUGGAACAAAGUGAACUCAGCGUCCAAGAGCAACUUACGGGGUAGUGUUGCUUUAGAAAUGACUGGAAUAAAAUUCCAUUUUUAUUUACUGUAUUACUCAAAUGUUCAUUUUCUAGUCAACAUUUGAAAAUGAUGCCAAUUAUGAAUAAGGGAAAAUAGUUUAGGGGGCAAGAAAACCUUAGUAUUGUAAGCCUUGUAUGAGCAAUGUUACAGGCACAUGUCAUGUUUUUAAUCAUUUUGCAUGCCAUUACUGUUAAAUUUAUACAAAAAUCAGUAUUUUCAUCAAUCUUGUGCCUGUUCCAGCAGCUUUUAUAAGAGUGAGCCCCUUGAAACACCUCAAGACUUUGUACACAAAUUUGAAAGCCUUUUGUUCUUAAUAUGUGAUAGCCGUGUUUUUGUUGUGGCUCUUCUUCACAAUUUGUAAAUGAAAUGCCUGCUUUUGUAAGUUAUUAUUUAAUAGUUUGAAUUGUGUUAUGGUAUAUAUAUAUAAGUGUUAUUUAGUCGUUUAAUUUACUAGUUGUUCUUUUUCAUUUUUUCCAAGUUAUUAAUAUUUUUCUCGUUGUUGGUAUUUUUUGAGGAUAUUACACAGAGGUGGGUUAGAAAUUUCACUGUGUUUUAUUGAGUGUGCUUUUUUGCCGUAAGAUAGGAGAAUCUUUUUUUUUUUUUUUUUGAGUGCUACCUCAAUGUUCAGAGAAUCAAAGAUCAAAAUAUACUGCAAUUUAAUGUCAACUCUCAAUAAAAUAUGCAAGAGAAGUCGAGGCUUCAUAUCCAUUGAUCAUUAUAUACUGCCUUAAAAAAAGCCAUUGGGACUGAAUAUUUUAAAUCAGAUGAAUUUAGACAUAAAAUGUACAGAGAGUAAGAGAACAAAAGGAAAGGAAUCAAGAAUUAAAAAGAAAGUGCAGGCACAUUGAGGAGUGAUUAGUUACUGUAGUAUGUUGCUAUGGAAUUGGGUGUACAUUUUUCAAGACACAAUGUAAUGGCUGCAAACUUUUUUUUAUAACAAAGCAUUGUAUAAGUAAAUGAAUUUUUAUUAUGUAUGUGCUCUGAAAGUGAAAUUUUGUAGCUUUAAAUAACAUGGAUUUUGUGCAAUGUUGACAGGGGGUGGGGGUAGGAAAAACAUAGCAUUUUGUAUUAUUGUAUUUUUAUACUAAAAGAUUUGUAGUAUUAAUUUUUGGCUGUUUUUGUAAUGUUAUUUUAAAUGAGCUUUCAAAGGCAAACAGUUUCAAAUUUUUGUAUAAAAAAAUAUUUCUAGACUUUAUUUGGUUUUUGAACAAAAAUGGUCAUGGCUUGCUAUUCCUGUACCAAUGUUUUUUGGUUAUUUUAUAUUGUUAUCAAUCUGAAAGUUUCAUAUCAGUCUUGUCAAAAAGAAUUUCCAUAAAAAUACAUUUAAAAAUAUCCAAAAAAAAAGUUGCUUCUUGGCUUGAACAUCCACUAGCAUGAAAGUGCCAUAGCAUUUGCAUUUUUCUCACAAUAAUUUGCCAUAUUGUUAGACUUUUUUAUAUCCCCUCAACAAAACUCUACAUUGCAAUGACUUUUUUUUGUUAGUGAACAAAGAUCAGCUUUUCAUUUUCAUUCAUAUCUCCCCCAUCAUGUAGCAAAAGGAAUGUUAUCAAUUUUAUUGUUACAGCAUGGUGCUAACCGUUAGACUUGGUCAUUUCAUGCUCUUUCAUGCUAGUGGUUCUUUAAUUUUUUUUUGAAGUAUUGUUGUACUUGAGUGUGUUCAUAAACAUUGAUUAUUUUUCUACAAAAUGCUGUUAAAAAAUUGUUGUUUUUUGGGAGGUUGUGUUGAAAUCUACCACAGUGUCUUCCUUCCUGUGUAAAAGUUAAUUGUUAAGUCUACAUUCAUUGGCUUUGCCCAGGAAAGAAAGUAACGUAAAAUUCAUUUUCAUUGGUUAAUAUUCUUAUCAGCUAGAUAGAUGGAUAAAAACCAGAUUAUUACAUUUUUUGCAAGUUAUUCUUUCUUUACUGUUCAACAGAUUUAUUACGUGUGUAAGCAUACGAUAAAGUUAAGCACAAUUUUUUUUAUGAUACGGCCAUUUUUAUUUUUUUUUCUGUUGAAAGACUGCAUUUUGUUUUGCAAUUUUCCCGUGGUGCUGAAAGCAUCUUCUCUGUGCACACACUCUUUCUGUAAGCAAUUGAAACCAUUUUAUCACAGCUACAUGUUCUACAAACCAGCAGACACUUCACACUGUACUAGACGUCAGUGUUGGUGGGAGUUUAAAGCCAGGAACAUGUUCUUCUUCCCCUAAAAGAAUUGAGUCUUCGGCAAUCCGAUGACAACUAACUGUUUGACAACAUUCCUCCCCGUUUAUGCUCUACUACUGUUUUUGUCGUUGAUUUUAAAAAGAUACGACCAAUAACUAUACGGUGUUCAUCUAUGCUCAUUUAUGAAUCGAGAUUUUUAUUGAACUUUGCCUCCAGUCACAUUUUUUGUUGAUAAUUUAUUUUGUAUUUGUUGAAUUGUAUAGAGCUGCCAUUCUGAGGGCAUCUGUGUGUAUAGUCAUUGUGCGUGUGUCCAAAAUUAUGUUUACUAACUCCAAGCGGGGGGAAAUAACUGUCAUGACAUUUCACUGAAUGACGUUCAUGCAGUUUUUGUCCUCAGAGAACAGAGUGGCCUCCUUUAUAUAUUAAUAUAUGUAAUAUAUGUCUAAUCCAAAUGUUAUGUGGUUUGAGAACAACUUUUCUGUUCCAGAAUAUUAAAAAAAAAAAAAAGGAAAAAAAAUUAUAUUAAUUUUUAAAAUGGUGAUUUAUUUAUUUAUUGUAAAUGGAUAUUGAAAGCUUGAAAAUUGGAGAUUUUUAACACAUGAAGUUCUGGAAAGAAGUUAGUUCUCUGACCACCACUGUUGUUGAGUGUCAGUGUUUUUGGCAAUCAAGCUGUUAUAACUCUGUGCCAUUAUAUAACCUUGGUUUGUUUUUGUUUGCCCCCCUUAUUUAUACUUCAGUUGAUCAGUCAUCUGUGUGGUCAAUACAAUCAUAAAUUAUUCUGUAGUUAGAUUUUUAUUAUGUUCUUUGAUGUGAAUCCUUAUUUAGUUUAUCUGUGAUUAUAGUUUUGCCAACUUCAGGAAUUUAGAUAAUUUUAUCAAAAUAUACCCACAUUCUUUUUAAUUUAGAAGGUGGUGGAGUAGCUUGCAAUUUCUCCAGGGUAUUGCCAUUGGCAUUACAUUGAAAUGGCAAGGAUUUCAAGUACUAGUAUUUUUCUCUCUUUAAUCUAAAUUACAAAACUGGCAUUAUUGUAUUCAAAUUGACGUCUUCUUAUGUUCCGUAUAUUGCAAGUGAGUACUCGUUUCUUAUUCCUAAGUUUGAAUUAUAUUGUUGUAUUUUCUUUCUUUAUUUGGAAAAGUCCCAUUUAAGCCACAAAGAUCAGCAGAUGAUAUUAAUUGGGUGAAAUGCAUGUGGACUUGAUUUGUUUACAGGUAUUUGUUUGUUUUUUAUGUCAUUGUAAUCGAGGCAUCUGUCUAGACUGGGGAAUCCGACUGGUGCAAAGGUUGAUGUUCUUUGUGAAAUUCUAAAUAGGUCCGAAGAGUUGGAUUAUUUUAGUUUUAUUCAGAUUUGUUUUCACCAUUUUCCUAUUUAAGUUUUUAGAUAAAACGCUAAUUUGUUUUCUCCAGAUGUAAAACUACAAAAUAUGAGGCUAUUUUCUUUAUUUUGCAUUGAUAGCGCCAAAAUAUAAUUUGGUUCUGGUUAGUACAGUGUUGAAUCUUACUCUAUUUGUAAAUGUCUUCUAUUAAGAAAAGAUCUUUAAUAUAAAGUUGUAUAAUUAUAUAAUAUAGUUAGUUAAUAUGUUGUGCAGUUUAUAAGUUAUUCAUACAGACAUUUAUCGUGUUGUUGUUAAAUGCUUCAUUCCAGUUCUGUAUUAUUCUGGGAUAUUUUAUUUUAUUGGAUUAUUUAUGUUGCGUAAGAAUCCAGAAAAAGCAAGUUUAACAAUGAUUAAUCAAACAGAACAUCACUCUGAAUAUGACAGGGAACCUUCAAAUCUGACUUCUGAAUGAGACCACCCUAUCAAAAAGCAUCAUCAACUUCACAGUCAACUUAGUGAAUCAAAGAGAUUAUAUACAUGACAUAACACUACAAAUUUCUCUGUGAUUUGCUGCGUAUUUACAUCAUUGCAUAUUUUACAAGUCAUAAGAAUCCCCAUCCUACGAAUAUAUUGUUAUUGUUAGACUUGAAUUUUUUUUUACAAAAAAGAAAAAAAAAUACAUUUAUUAAAAAAAAGUGUUUGUUGGGACUGAAUGGAAUUUUUGCUUGCUUUCAUCAAAUUGAGAAGCAAAAACCUUUGAAUGCUCUCCAUUACACGGCCAAAUAACAUACACCAUUAUGACUGAAUGUGUAUGUUUGAAAGGAUCUUUUUCCAAAGUUAUAGAAGUUUAAAUGAGAAUAUUCUAUAGAAGGGAUCUAUCAGAAUCAUCGGUUGAAAUUCAUAGGAUAUAUCAAACGGAUAGGUGUGGAAUUUUGAUUUUUGUUAUUACUUUGGAGAAAUUUUGCCAAAGGGUGUUCAGCAUUAAUAUUUCAAAGUAGCAGAGAGCAAGAAAUUUUUUUUGCAAUGUUGAUUUUCUUUUUCGUUGAUGUUUUAUAAACAAAAGUCUGCCAGUUAAUCCUUUUUUUGUUGACCUUUUUAUACUUACAUUUACAGUUAGGUAGAGAUAUAUGCUUAUUGUCCUUAACUGAUUUACCACUUUAUGCAAUUUUUCUAGACCCCUGUACAACAGUUCAGUUUUUGUAAAGGAACGAGGAGUUAAUUUUAUUUUGAAAGGAAAUAUAUAUCAGAGUGGAAUGGCAUUUACCCAGGAAAUCUGGUUGGAAAUGGUGGUCUAACUUUAAGUUUAGUAACCAAGAUGUUUUUUUUUUUUUUGUUAUUUAGCAUUUAGUGUGGAUGUUUUUCUUUGUUGUAAUCCUGUGUACAAAAGUUGAGUUUCUUUUAGAGUUUUGCUUUGCUGUUUUCAGUGUAGUUAUUUAGAUCAGUAGUUCUCACUCAUGGUGUGUUAAUAUGGUAAUGUUCUGAAAAGGAACCAUUUUAUUUUGUUGCGUGUCUGAUGAUGCUGAAUUGAAAGUUUGCGGAUCUUCUCAAGAGAUAUUCAGAACACUUGAACCUGACAAAGUCACACUCGGACAACAAGCCCUUUACCUCUAAUGCCAAAGACUAGACUACUGCAAAAAAGUAUUCUUCUAUUUGUACAAGUCAUUGCAUUGGAACAUAAGUCAGUGUGCAAUUCUUGCCGGUUUAAAAUACUCAUUCAGGGAAUAAGGACAGUUGGUUGCAAGAAACACAUACAUUGGUCUUUAAUUAGUAUGAAUGAUUCAUUUUCUAAUUUUCUUGCAUCCUGUAAAAGUUUAAAUGAUUGUCAUUACGGUAUAUCAGUGAAUACGAGUUCAGGUGUCUUAAUCACGUAAAAUUUUAAGAAGUCUUCAGUGGUUGUUUCCGUCCACGUCUGAUUUGGAAGCAGUCAGGGUUUUAUAAAUGUUUGGCUGUGUGACUUGGUCAGGUCUUGUUUACUAGUCUUUAUUUGGACCAGGAUUUUUUUGCUUUUCACACAUUCCAUUUCUUGAUGAAUUGAAAAAUUAUUUCCAUCUUAAAGUGAAUGGCUGAAAAAUUCGGUUCCCAUCAUCCCAGGUGACCAAUCAUAAAAAUAAAGUUUGCGUAUGGAAAAGGUCAACAUUGCAGGACAAACUGAAGGUCACACAUACCAGGUCUCGAUUGUGAUUGGUCACCAUCCAUGUACAUUACUGUGAGGUGAUUAGUUUAGAAGUUUGUUGUUUUUUGAAUGGGUAUAUGGUUUAUUUUCACUGUCAUCCUGUUAGCGAUCUGAAUGCCAAGGUCUCCCCAAACUCAACCUGGCUGAAAAAAAAAUUGUUAAAGGACACCUUAUGCAUUGUUUUUAUACUAAUUUGUGUUAUUUUCUAUGUAAUUUUUGAUGCAAUAGUGCUUAGUCGUAGAACUAUAUACUUAGAUGUUAACACUGAUGGUUAAAUUUUGAUCUCUUAUUUUGUAUGUCAGGUUUUCAUGUUUAAUAUAUCAACGUACAAUGGAAAAUUUUUAACUGUAUUCACAGGUUUUUGUUAUGCGUGUAAACUGAAUGGAAUUCAAUAAAGUAUUUUGUUUGCUUCAA